GUAGUUCUUUGAUCGAUUAGUCUAAAACUAACUUGAAUACUAUCAGCCGAACUGAGCUACUGAAGUCAGUCAAUGGAAAGGAGCGUCUCUCUCUCUCUCUCUCUCUCUCUCUCUCUCUCUCUCUCUCUCUCUCUCUCUCUCUCUCUGUGCAGCGAUGGCAGCAGCGGGUGAUCAGCAGCAGGAUCUCCGUGGGUAAUGAGCAGUGAUCGGGGAUGGCAGAGAAACCACCUCUCACGGUGUUCGUGAAGCUGUUCGCCGCCGGCUUUUACGGCGUGAGCUCGUUUCUCAUCGUCGUGGUGAACAAGAGUGUCCUCACCAACUACAGGUAACGGCCACGACACGCUUUAAACGGCAGUUUGGAUGCUAAUGUGUUAGCCAGGAUAGCGGCUGAAGUUGAGUUGGCGACCGGUGGAGCUUCAUUAGCUAACGGCAACUUCUGGCUAGCUUAGCAGGGAGGGUACACAAUGUUUAUCGGUGUUCUGAUUAGCAUGCUAGCAUCACAUAUGAGAGCUUAGCACUGACUGUUGCUCUUGCACUAAAGUGGCUCCUCUCUGCCAUUUAGAUUCCCGUCUACAAUAUGUGUGGGCAUCGGACAGGUGAGUUACACACUGUUAACACACACGCACAUACCUGAAAGCGAGUGUUCAUUCAUUAUUUAAAGCUCCUCUGUAUGUAUGUAUGUGUGUGUGUGUGUAGAUGCUGGCCACGGUGGUCGUGCUGUGGGUGGGCAAGGCAGCGAGGGUGAUCAGCUUCCCAGACUGUGAUGAGAGUAUACCUCUGAAGGUGAGACCCCCAGACACUGGUCUGUCUCCCACCUCUUUCAAAACAAUAACACGUUUACAAAGUGUCCAGCUGUGAGACGUUUAUGGUCAAAACAAACUGUUCAAAUGCAUGUGUGAUAUGAGGGAAACACCAGUCACGUUUUCCACUCACUCUUCUGGGAAGGCUGACUGCCAUACUGGGCACUGGAGUGUUUAGCUAUGUGGCACACUGGUAUCUGCUGGUUAAAAAAAGAAAACAUACCCAGACGCUGGCUGUAUCCUGACCCCUUACAGCAGCGUCCAGACAUGUUUCUGACUGGGCUGGUCCCACUUGGAAGCUGACUUAAAGGUACAUUGUGUAGAGUUUAAAAGCAGUUUUCUGUAGAAAUCCACUGUAACAUGCAGAGGUUCCUUAAAUGAACAUGUACACUGCAGUCUGCUGGGGAGGAAGUAUUAAACACAAAGAUGUUAGAUGUCUGAACAAACUGGUGAAAAAGGCUGGCUCUGUGGUCUCAGUGGAGGAUGUGGUGGAGAGAUCUACACUGAGGAAGGUGGAGACUAUUCUAAUGAAACAUGGAUCACCCACUUUAUAACAUCUUAAUAGACCAUAGGGUCAGUGGUGGUGGACGGCUCCUCUCUCUUCACUGCAGGACAGAAAGAUUCAGAAGAUCUUUUGUACCCACAGCAAUCAGACUUUACAAUUCUUCUGUAAAUAGUAGAUGACUUUUUUAGACAUGACAAAUGAGACAGCAGACAAUUGAAUUUCCCUUCUGGCAUCAGUAAAGUUAUUCUUAUUCUUAUAUACUGAGUGGAAUAUCAUAAUCGCCGCAUUUCACCCUGGAUGGCUUUGGGAGACUCGCUGGUAGGAGAAUGGAGAGGGCAGUGUGAGAUCAGUUGUUGUUGUGGUCCCAUGAAUUUAUAUUGGCAAUUUUUUUGUUAUAAAAAUCUGAUAAAUGGAGGAUCAUACUUAACAUGCAUCACAGGAAUGUAAUGACUCUAAGUUUUCCUCCAAGAAAACAAAACAGAAAGAAGUAAAACAAGAUCAGGUUAGGUGAUGGCAGAAUAUAAGGCUUAACAAAGCAUUUACUUUUUACAUAAAUGUUACAUUCUGAUAACAAAUUUAUGUUGAGGACUGAUGCUGAAGUUCAGAUAAUGUAACCUGUGUUUCUGAUAGAAUGUGAAACUUACACAUAAGCCAUCAUAUCAGUGUGUUUUUGUUAGUUUCUUAUUUGUAUUUAUAUCAAUUCAAAGUGAAAUAUGAAUAGUUUGUGUGAACUAUUCAGUCAAAGUUAAGUUGAAUAAAAAAGGUUACACACGAAUUAAGAUAGAAAGACGCAGUAUUUGCCCAAUUCAUGAUAUUGCCGGUCGGUGAAGGGCAUCAUAAUGCAAUGUUCAGGUGUUAAGUCUCUAUGUUUAUACAGUUAUAGUCUUUCACAUGAUUUAUUACAACUGACUGACACAAGUGGGUGGUUUGUAAUUGUUCCUAUUCAUGCAGAAUCAAAUUGAAAGAUGUGUUUUUAUAUAAAUGGUCACAAAGCCUGAAAAGAAAGCCAGUGUUGAAAGAAAAGGUUGAUAACCACCUUUGUAAUGCCACUGCUUUCAACUGAGGCUGAAGGAAAGAAAGUUUUGCAGGACAAGCCUGUAUGCGUGUGCAACUUACAACUCCUUGUUCAUCUUCUUGGAUCCUUCUCUCAGUAUUACUGUGUGCUUUAUCCUGCAGACGUUUCCUCUACCUCUCCUCUAUGUGGGGAAUCAGAUCACCGGUCUGUUUGGAACCAAGAGGCUGAAGUAAGUCCUCAUGUGUGAACGAUCUGAGCUGAACAGUAAUUCAACAGGAAGUUUCACAUGAGCUCAUUGGGCACGGCUGCUGAUGAUGUGAUUUUUAUCCUCUCCCUUUAGUCUGCCCAUGUUUACAGUCCUCAGGAGGUUCUCUAUCCUGUUCACGAUGCUGGCUGAGGGAUUCCUGCUCAAGUGAGUUUUCUGUCACCACAGGGCUGGGCGAUACACCGAAACACAUGAUUACAGUUUAAUACCAUACACACCAUGCACUUAAAGUUUUUUUCUCCAAGAACAGUCAUUCAAACACAACUCUUGCUACGUCGUUAUCCAUUGGAAAAGCUGCACUAUUGUCCUUGUGUGGCUGUUUUCCAUCUCUUGUGUAUCUUUCGGUUGUGCUAUCGUUGUCUUGCUACACUGGGGUCUUAGAAAAACAGAGUUUAAUCCUCUGUGUGUAAAUGUUGCUGAAAUGACAGUAAGAAACUUGUCAGUGAUUCUGAAAUGUUGAAGAGUUUGAGGGUAUCCUGAUGUCAAAGAGUGCUGAAGGAACCAGACAGUUAACUUACUGAAAUAAGUAACAUGAUAUACCAGAGUUUAUUUAAGGUGUUUCUUAAACAUUUUUACGGCAGUAUUUAUGUUUGCAGAAUUCAUAAGGGUGCUUGCUGAGCUACUCUCAGCUUUUUUUCAGGACCCUCACUCAUUUUUCAGUAGGAUUCCUCCAGCGAUAAACCUCAAACUGGUUCAUAAAUGAGGCUGAAUAGUCCACAGACUUUUCCUUGUCCUCAGAAUGAACUAAUCCAGCAAAUGAAAUCUGUCACAAUAAAAACAAGAUGAACGAGACAGACUUGAUUAAUCACCAGGGAAAACUUUGUAGUCAUAACAGCUUAAGUCAAGGACAGGAGUAAUCAAAGGAAAGGUAACGUAUAAUAUUUACCUUCCUCUGCUGACAACUUAAGCUCAGAUAUUGUUCAGGGACUUAGCGUGGUUUUAAAUCAGGUUUUCAAGAGUACUCAUGUGUCAUGAGGUCUUUGUAAGGAGCAGAACUGUCAGAGAUCCGUUUGUCUUUUAAACAAACAGGAGUAGCAAACUAAAUCUGUAGAAUAAUGAAGGAUUGAAAUGUAUGAGACACUCUUCGCCACCACUAAAAGCUGAAAGCGUAACUGCCUCUGCAAUUAGCUCAGCUUUUUUAUAUAUAUAUAUAUAUAUCUCUGACCCUAUUUUUGUAUUUGGAUUCCUACAGAGUCUGUUAUUGUCCGGUUUUUAAAUAGAGGGAAAUCAUCUGCAAAGGUCUGUUCAAGAAAUAAACUGAUUUCUAAAACCAGCAAAAACAUCAAACAGGAAAAUGCCAGCAAAACAACAACAGCUUCAUAGACGUAGUUUUUUAGAUGGAGGAGGUCUAAUUUGGGGGGCUGGUAUCUGAGCUGCAUCUAGCAUCAGUAUGGUCUUUUUUUGCAUCAACAGUCUCCUUGUCCCAAACUGAGUUCACUUUCACAUACACCCAAAGACCAGCAGCUCAAACAAAGCUUUGCAGUAAGAAGUGGGGGUGUAGUCCUGCGCUUAACAAGCAUGUGUAUACCUCACACUGACCUGCUGUUGUGGCUGUUUCUGCUGUGUCACAGACUGUUGGCUAUAUCUUUUAUUUAGUAUGAUCAAAGUUUAUCAAUGCAAUCAUCCUCCAUAAAACCUCUUCAAAGACUACCUUAUAACCUUGCCCUACAUCAUUGAUAACCUACUUUACUUUCUCUCCCUGGGACACAGAGCUGUUCUCUUUGAGCUUUUAUUAGCAUCCAGAUUGAGUUUCAUUGCUCUGCUGUUUUUUGACCUCUGACAGGAAGAAGUUUUCCCGCCCGGUGCAGCUGACAGUAUUUACGAUGAUCCUUGGGGCGUUCAUAGCUGCCAGGUGAGUCUUGUUGCAUCCAGGUGUCCCCAGCUGUAAACUAAAGUGAAUGACCCUCACUACAAAGGCUCGUUCAGCUCUGAUAGAUGUCUUCACUGCAGGUUUAUUGUCUUCAGAGUCAUUACACACAUGUUGUCAUUAACCCCUAAAACCCUGCAGGCUGCCUCUAUGACCAGUGGAGCUUUAGUUUCAAAUGCAUUACGUUUCAAAAAUGUGCCAAAACUGAGCUCAAGGUAUAAAAACUGUGUUAAAAUAAAUGCAUGGAUCACAUUAGUCCAAAAUAAAAACAAACAAGGCCAUCUGAAAUAAGACUGAAAAGUUUUAUGUUGAGCUUUUUGGUGCAUCAAACUAGUGUGAGGAGGCAGAUGAAAAAACACCCUGUUUUUACAGUUUCCACAUAAAAAAAGUCUCCGCAAAUUUUACAUUUCAGUGUCAAAAGAUCAUAUGUAAGAAAACACUUCUUAAGCAAUGAUAAGAAAAAAAAGUUUUGUCCACAGGGGGCGCCAAAAUCGAAACUAACUGAAAGUUCCUCACAGGAGCUUUAAUAUAAGCCCAAAAAUGCAUAAAAAAACUGAAAACAAGUUGAAAACUUAAACAAUGUUUAUGUUUUUUUUUGCAAUGAGUUUGGACCAAGUUCAAAAAUUGGGCUGGUAACUGGGGAGGUGCUGGUUCUGGUUCACUUUCUGGCACUGCCUGGAUGCACUUGAGCAAGAUACUGAAUCCCCAAGUACUUCACCCUGACAUCAGUCCAUUAAUGCAUGUUUGAAGGAUUGUGCUUGCGGAUGUUGGUGAAGCAAGAUUCAACACCAGUGAAGCAAGACCUUCUUUAAAAGUGUUUUUGGUCAAUUCUGCCUGCUUAACAGAAAACAAAAGAAGAACUUCAUUAAAUUCAGUUCCUUAUUUUCAAUAUUUGCUGUAGUGAACAUAUAAGUUAUUAUAGUUGUUGAUUUGUGUUGCAGUUGUAUGGUUUGAUUAUGGAGCAGUUUUAACAGGACUAUAUGCUAAUUAAGUACUGAUACUAGACAAAGAUAAAUUGAUUGAUUGGGCUGAUGAAUUAAAUAUAAUAUAUAUCAAUAAACAUAUAAAUCAAAUAAUCAGCAUCAGACGAUAUCUAGGCUCAUGAGGCUGAUUGAAAAAAUAUCCACAAAUGUCUGCAGACACUGCAGGCAGUCUUGUUAGUCCGGCUUCUGUUUAGGCACAACAACAUUUGCAUCCUAAAUCACCGCGGAUCAAAUCUAACAAUUAUUGACAAGUGUUGAAUAUAUUUUGUCACAAUGUAUCUAAUAAUGGAGUUUAAUAGUGCUUAUGAUGGUAAUAUUUCAUGUUCAGUAAUCCGUGCAUAGCACAAUUAUAUUUAUAUACUGUGGUGUAUUUAAAGCUACACAACUACACAGGUGACAGAUUACCUACUAUAGUGUUUGUAUGAUGCAGUGAGGUAAAACAAAAAGAAAGAAGAGAAAUCUAAAUCUGUCAGUUUUUAAUUUGCUCUCCCUUCUCUGUCCACAGUGCUGAUCUGUCCUUUGACCUACAAGGCUACGUGUUCAUCCUCCUGAACGACGUCCUGACUGCAGCCAAUGGGGCCUAUGUGAAACAAAAAUUAGAUGCCAAGGUAUGUUGCGGAGCAGCCUGAUGAAUAGUGAGCAUUGUUGGCUUGAAGCUGUUUUUGGCAUUGAGCUGAUGUCAGUGAAUGUCGGGAGCCCAACCUGUCCUUGAGUCUGGCAUAAAGGAGCCCUGUGUACAAAAACACCAUGACUCAGAGCUUUUUACUCCUCCUGAACUCGAUAUUAUCUCCACACUGUGAAUCUGUUAUGAUUCUGAAUGGCUUCACUGACUGUCUCUGCUUUAUUUUGAACAGUCAGGUUCAUUACAGUGAGGCUGUUGAAGAUUGUAGCUUGUUUUAGCUGUUUUUCUCUUCUGUCGCCUGAGCUCAGAUCUCACAUUACAGCAGAGGCAGGGCUGUACCCACAUUUAGUCUGUCCUCACAUGCAGAGUUGUGUAUAUGUGUGUUAGGGGUGAAAGCUGAAGGCAUGUGCAGAGGCUCAGGGUUGGGCGGUGAAUAGUGGCCUUGCAUGACAUCUGUAUGUUAGUAAUUGAGGAAUGCACUGAGAUUCUGAGUGAAUAACUCUCUGUUUUCCGGCUCUGCUAUGUUUCAUGUUUGUGCUGCUUCCUGACCAUCUGUUUCCAUGAUCUCUCUCUCUCAUACAGGAGCUGGGAAAAUAUGGAUUGCUGUAUUAUAAUGCAUUAUUUAUGAUCCUUCCCACUCUGCUCUUGGCUCAUGUGACAGGAGACGUGCAGAAGGUAAGACCUCGUUGACCUCAUUGUUUGCUUUUUAUUUUCUGAAAAUAAUGAAAUAGUCUUUAUUCUAUCUUCUUCCUCCCUGCAAAGUUAUUCCAUAUUCAAAACAUAAAUCCUCUAUUUUUAAUCUUCUUUCUGAAUAUAUGCUGUUUACACUACAACUAAAGAAACAAUCUCACAGACAGAACAUUUACAGUGUUUUCCCAGCACUCUGUAAACGUUAGUAAACCCAGCAGAUCAGUUUCUGGAGUUUAGAAAGUGAAAUGUUGUCCCAUUCUUGCCUGAUAGAGGAUUUCAGCUGCUCAACAGUUAAUGGUCUUCUUUGUCCUGUUUAUGUGUCGUGAUGCUCCAAAUGUUAUUAAUGGGUGACAAGUCAGGACUGCAGGCAAGCCCUUUUAGCAGCAGGACUCUUCUACUACAGAGCCAUGCUGUUGAAAUCCCUGCAGAAUGUGGUUUUUCAUUGUGGAUAGCGGCAUAAAUUCGUCUCACACCUCUACAGAGCUGAGGAUGUGGUGGCCAUGAUUUCCAAAAAGACUCUGGUUCAGAGAAGUCUCUGGUAUUUCUGGAUCAUGUUUAUAUCUGGUUUCCUCUUUGCAUUGUUCACUUUCAACCUUCGUUUGAGGAUGCAGUAAUAAACUAUGUUCAUAGACAGUUUGUUUUGGAGGUUAAUUAAGUCCAUGCAGUAAUUACAUUUCUAUUUUUAAUGCAGUGCCACCUGGAUUUGAAGGACCUGAAGAUCAGGUCCUUCCAGUCUUGGUUUUGGUCCUUGUCCCUGUUGUACACAGAUUUUCCGGAUCCUCUUUAUCUUUUCAUGAUAUUAUGUUCUAUAGAUGAUGAAAUCCACUUAUUCUUCCCCAUUUUACACCAAUGACCAUUAUUCUCUCUCACAGAGUGGUAAAUCUCUUCUUACCUUUCUUUCUGAGGGACUCAAACCACACUCACACAAAUGUGGAUACAUGAAAACAUAGUUCCUCUCUGUGUUGUUACCUCCCAUUAGCCUGUAAACAAAGUUUCAGGUCAUUAAAAAAAACAGUGAUGUCAAAAACUGGUGGGGUUGUUUUACAAUGCUGCAUAGUCUUUUUUUGUGUGGACAGUCAGACAGAGGCUUUGGAAACAUUAAUGUUCUUGGGGAUGGCAAGUUUAUAAGAUAAGAUAAGAACUGUAUUUAUCCCGGAGGGGAAAUUCAAUAUUGUAUGUAUUGCAUGUGCACCAAGAUGGUGGGUGAGUGGUUUGUUUAGGUCCGCUUGGUACUGAGAGGUUUAAUUGGAUGCUAACAAGGAAAUUUGGUUGGUCUUCAUAUUAAUACUGCAGGUAAAUGAGAAUGAAUAUUUAAUAGUUUCCAGUUCAGUUAUGUGAAUACAGUUUAAUGAAUGUUGUUUACAGCUGCUGCUUGCUCAAGAGGAUGCUCCACAUGUAAUCAAUGGUCUUGUAUGUUGUUUUGAAUACACACAACAGGCCUGGCAUGCCUAUGUACUAAUUUCAACUGUUUCUGUUUAGCUAAAGCAGACAGAAAAAUAACCAGAAACAGCUUGAUUCGCCAUCUUCUGAACUUUGAGGUUCAUUUUUUGUAGGUUUUGUGAGUAGAUAUCAUAUAUUUAAAGCUUUAAUGUUGAACUGAAGCCUGUGUGUGAACAGUAUGUCUGUGUGCAGGGAGGGUGAGCUGUGUGUCUGUUGGUCAGUGUUGGCAGAGACUCUCUGGUUCGCCCAGCUGGGGCCCAGCAGCCUCAGAGGCACAAAGCUGCCUUUAUGCAGCCAGCAGAGUUAUUACAGCAGAAACUACAACCUCCACUGACUCUAUAACAUCAGAGCAGAGACAGAGUGGUACCUCAUACAGCCACUGAAACACACUGUGCAACAGGAAACGACUUAGGAAGAGUGUAUCAAUGGACAGGAUAUUUAUAUGUACUCAGAAGUAUCACACUUGAACAGCUGGAGAAAUUGUUCAAAACCAUCCCCAAUUGCUUUAAGACUUUUGUGGGGUGGCUCAGUUUGAUUUUGAGGCUUUUAAUACUUUUUCUAUUUACAUUCAAAAAGAAAAAGCUAGAAUGAAUCUGGACAUCAACACAAAAUGAGUCUCAGUUUAUUAUCUGGUAACAUGGAUUCUGAGACUUUUUUUUCCCAUGACAUAUGAGAUUGUUCCAGAAGUUAAAGGCCACAGUAGAACUGCAUGGUUAUGGAGGGAGUGCUUCUGAUUAACAAAAAAACAACAACAAUCUCUGACUCUGUGAGUGGUGGUGGCAAGAUCAAGAACUUUCAGAGGAUUUUCCAGAGCAGCAUUCACCUCCAAAGAUUAUGUUGCGAUCAUUACAGCCUGUUUCAUGCUGUAAUCUACUACAGCAAUGCCAAAACAUUUUGUAAAAGUAUUGUAUAAACUCAAACUAAACCUAACAGCAGGGGACAGAUCUAAAACAAGGGUUUCCUUUAAUAUGUCUCUCUUCUGAUAGCUUGAAACCUCAUCAACAGUAGCUGACACAAAGAGAGAUUUUUCUCAUAUAUGUCGCAGUCACCAUGGCACACCUGCUUAAAGCACAUAUAGGGCUGGAUUGUAUUUCAUUUGAACACUGGAAUAGUCACACUGCAGGACAUGCCAUGUCAGUCAUAACACGUUAUCCUGUGACUGUCACCACAUCCUCUCCUAUACUUAAUCUUUAGUUAACGUCCAUAUCAAAUCAUUUAAUGAAACUGCUCAUUUGAACACAACUGACCGCUGUGCAGGCAGAGUCUGUAUCUGUGUGUCACAUAGGAAACUGGGGAAAAGUGAGAUAAAUUCUAAUACAGUGUUGUCCUGCUCAUCUUGGCUGUUGUUAACAUUGUGAGCACACAUACAAACUAGUGGACAACCACAGCCUUUACUGAUGCCGAAUAUCACAGAGCAGGCCCGAUGCAGCUUAUGCUUUUUUGCUUUUUAUAAAAUCAAAUAAAAGUUAAACAAUAAUAAUGACUGUUUCAUGUACAUUACAAUCUUACACAUGUGGUUCUAGUCAGAAACAGGUCUCUGAUGGAUUUGAAUUAAUACAUAGGGCUCAAUUUUCGUGCCACGCCUGACAUAAUGGGCUCUAUUUUCGUGCCUCGCCGGAGACGUGCCACAGGCGCGGUGUAAGUCAGAUCUGCCGCGCCGACAAGGCGUUCCCAAGCAUAAUUUGGUAUUUUUGUGAGCGGCGCAGCCCAGCGUAAGUAUCCCCCCUCCCUAACUCAGCUCCUCCCAGCGGCGUAAGUCGUAGGGAGGGAGGAGAGAGGGCAUGGAGUGGGUUUAACACAGCCGAGACCAGUGUUGACCAAUAAUAUCAGCUCCUCUUCUCAGAGCUGUAGGCCUAAAGUGAAUAACUCAUCUGAGCACUGAAACAAAUCAUCUGUUCAGCCGCUGCAGCAGCUGCAGCAGGAUGGAGAGAGGACACAGAGACAUGUCCAGGUCGAGCUGCACGAGAAAGAAGAGAAGAGGAAGAAAGAAAAGGAGGGAGACAAAUUACAUAUCUAGUUAACUUUAUCAUGUGUGUUUAUUUACUAGAUAUUUAAUUUAAUUUAAUGCGGUUUCAGCUGUGUUGAUUCGGUAAGGUUGUGUGUCCAAAUGCGUGCCAAACGCGCUCAUCAGAUCAGAUAUAGAUCAGAAUAUAUCGAUAUAGAUCUAAAUGUAUGUGCUGACUCAGAUUAUUAGUUGUUGAUGAUUAUUUAUUGCACUGAAAUGUGCCUGACACUGUGGAAACCUGCCGGUGAGGCAUCGGUGACGUAUGCCGAUGCGCCGCCGGUCUACCAAAAUACCACUAGACCAGCUGCGCUCUGCCUGCGCUGAAAGCUGACCAGGUUUGAAUCGGCGAGCUUUCAGCGCACUUUAUACGCCACCGGCGAGCACGAAAAUGUCACUGCGGCAGCUGACUCUGUCGACACCUCCUCCUACCGCGCCACCACGCCCAGCUUGGUGGACCUCGGUGCGCCUCAGCCUACGAAAGUACCAAACUGGCUGUGCGUCAGGCUUCGCCAGACAAAAAUACCACUGCGCCACCCUCCGCCACGCUGCCGGUGAGCACGAAAAUAGAGCCCAUAGUGUUUGUUGGGACAUGGUGUAUUUAUGCCAGAUGCAAUACUAGACUCUGUUUUUCUACAAAUCAUGACUGAAUACAUAUCAAACCCUUGUAACUUGUCAGCGAUCAUUUAAGGGGAUGUUGACCUUAUCUGGACUGCAAAUCUAGCACAUUCUUGCAGACUCUACUUCUAUUGUCUCUGCACCUGUGGUAGAAGGAAAUUGAUUAAAAACUAAAUGCAUAGAAAGCUGUUUAGUGUUUCUUUAAUCAUCACAGGGCUUGUGAUGCAGAUUAAAUAUACUUUUUGAGAUUGACUUCUGUGCAAGUCAGCUGCAUUAGUUUUUAAAGUUUAUUUGGUAACCUAAACCUCCUCCUCUUGUGACUCUGAUUGUUCAUUUGUCAGAGCUGCUGUCAGAGCGAUCAUAUAAUAGUUAUAAUAGCAUCUUAUCUGAAAGUAGAAAAUAGACUUAGAUUACAAGUAGAAAAACACAGAAUAAAUGUGUUUUUACAUUUUUUUACUGUUCCAAAACACCUAAAGUACACUAUAUUUAUCAGACAUAAAUUCCUGCACUCUGUCAUAAUGCAGUAAUUAAAAAAUUAACAAUGUUUUUUCAGCAUCUUGCAGCCUGUUAACACAUAUAUAGUGUCCUGUCAGUUAUGGGCAUGUAAUGUAAGUUUUAUAAACACAAACACCUCAUGCUGCUUGUUUUUUUUGUGGCCUGAUUAAAAGGAAAAACCACCAGUUUCCUCUCCUCAAUGACUCAUCUACAGAAACGGCCUGUUUGCUGGUUUCACAUCAGUGUGUCUCUACAUUAGAGUGAGCUGAUCACUUUGCAUGUAGAACCUUUUUGUCACAUAAUUUUAGUCAACUUUGCUGGCUCUGCUAAUGUCUCAAGUAAGAAAAAUAAAGUGUAAAAACACUUGUGAAGUAACCUGAUCUGUGUUUCUCUCAUCAGGCAGUGGAAUAUGAGGGUUGGUCAGACAUGAUUUUCCUCACACAGUUCAUCCUGUCCUGCAUUAUGGGGUAAGAAAACAUACAAAACAAGUGUGUGUGUGUGUGUGUUAAGUGCAAUAAAAAACACAUUAAAUCAAUCAACAGUCUCAUAUAGUGCCAAAAACAAACCUCUGGUUGAACUUUAUUUUUUAUGGCAUUUCAGUGAUGAAAUCUCAGCUCAGAGUGACACUCAGCUCACACUAACGUUGUGAAAUCUUACAUGUUGACUCAUGCGUAAUCUAACAAUGAGCUUGUUUUUACAGGUUUGUCCUGAUGUACUCCACUGUGCUUUGUACACAGUAUAACUCCGCUUUAACAACAACGAUCGUCGGUUGCAUUAAGGUAACCUGCAGAGUCAUGUGAGGUUACAGGUUCAACAUAAAGCCGAGCUGAUGAAUACCUUCUCUUUAUGCAGAAUGUGCUGGUGACGUACAUCGGGAUGGUGUUCAGUGGAGACUAUAUCUUCUCCUGGACAAACUUCAUAGGGUUAAAUAUCAGGUAUGGAAUGGUUUCUAUUUACAGACUCUUCCAAAUAAAAAUAUAGACCCUCUCAGCCAGGUCUGGAGCUGACGCCUUUGUUGUUAGAGGAGUAAUAACCAAUCAGGUAUCAGCAAGUUAGUAAGACAAGAGGAACACAAUCCACCUAAUGACCACUGAUUCCUCUCUGUGAAGAGAUAUAAGCAUGAAGGUCAGCUAAUAAUCUGUUCUAGAAACAAACAUUUACACUGAGACACUAAUCUGCCUGAUGCCGAGUCACAAAGAACAAUGAGAGUUUAGAUUUCCUGACUUCCCUGAAUGCAUCAGAUAUAGAUCUAAUCUCCUUUCAAUAAAUGAACAUUUUCAAAUUUUUCUCUUCCUCUUGAGGACAGAGCUGACGAAGCCUGACUUUAAACUUUUUGCUAAUCUGUAUUAUGAUGUUUUAGCAAACUUUUGACAUAAUUAUUACUAUAAAAUCUUUUGUAAUCAGAUGUAGAUAAGGGGCAGCAUUUUCAGGGUAAAUAGCCAACUACUAUCAGAUUUAUGUCUUUGGAUUUAAGUGAAAUUAAACCACGAUUAUAAGGACACUAAUCUGUAGCAGAUGUUUGGAUUCUGUUUUAUGUCAUGACUGCAUUUUUUAAUUAAGUUCAUGAAAUAACUCAUGGGAAAGAUCUGGGAGCUGGACAGUUUAAUUUGCUCUCUUGGAGGUCUUCAUGAAAUCUCUGAGGGCUGUUUUGAAUUUCUGUGGUGGGAAAUACGCUGCUGAGGAUCUGUUGUUACUCAAAGAGCUUCACAUAUCGUAACAGUUUAUCACUUGUAAUACCAUUAUUAUUAUUAUUAUACAACAAAAACAUAAACUAGAUGUAUACAAAAAGUUGCAGUGUGUGUGGAAAGGGGGGAAGCAUUUUGUGCGGGGAGAUGAAGCAAUAAUUUUUAGAGGGUAGAGUAAGACUGUACAAUGGAGCAGACGUGAGGGGUUCAGAGUGUGUGAACGUAGCAAAGGUAUGAUUUAGAUUCUGUCAUCACUGAUAAAAUGAACUGACAGAGACAUGACUAUGUCUGCUCUUCAUAUUUAUCUGAUUUUUAAUUUUAGUUUUUCACGUCAUUCUAUUUAGAAUGAGUGGAAAUAAUAAGUGCACCUAAAUCCAUUUCUUUCUGUCUGAGAAGUGUAAUUUUUCUAAGUGAAGGCCAGACUCUCAGUAGGAUUGCAUAACUUUUGUGCCCACUAUACCUGUGCAAACAAGGCAAAAAGAUAUUCUCUAAGCCCGUGAGCAUGCACAAAGGAUUAAAUACUUCACAUACUGCACUGCUAAGCAAACAGAGUCUCUGUGCAGCAUUUGAAUGAUCCAUUAUGUACUUAUUUACAUCUAAAUGCAAACAAGCCGCAUUGCUAGAAACACCCAAUUCACUAAGCAGUUAGAGUGACACUUUCACCAACAGUACUGGCUGAAGUACUUACAGAAAAUCACUGCUCGUCUUACAGUCUUCAGUUAAGACAAUUCCUCCCCUUAAUAACCCAGAAAUAACUUAUCUAUAUGUCGAGUUUUUUAAACAUAUAACUGUAACAUGACUAUUUUACGAUAAGGAGUUGGAUUAGGCUGAGGUUGCCUGUGGCUCAAACACUGAUAUAUUGGUUAUAUGGUUAUGCAGGACAGAGUAUUUGAUCAUAGAUCUAUGCUGACAACAAGCUGUGAACUUACUUCACAAAGGAAUGUGGAUAAAAAUAGUGAAAUCUGUCACAUAAUAUAGAAUAUUUCACAAUAAUGGUCGGGACUUUCCCUCUCCCCAGUUUAACCCAUACUCUGUAGUCCCAUCAGGAUUAAAGCUCACAGUGCAGCCCUGAGUAGCAGAGAGUGGAGACGCUGACAGUUCAUCAAAUAAAAAUGUAAAAUAAAAAACAAGAGCAAGCUGCACAGGGAUGGUUUGUGAUGGAGUUCACUUUAAACCUGAAGCAGCUGAUGUUUGAUCAGUGUGAACUCACAGGUUAGUUGUUCUCUGUGAUAGACAUAAAAAACUGAGAUAGUGCAGAAUGAAAUCACAAAAGUCAUGUACAGCAAGAAGCCGCGCAUAACUUUUAAAACAGCAGAAUGGGAAGACUAAAUAAAAAGAGAAUCAACGCAUCAAAAGGGGAACUUGCUGAGAGAGCUCACUAUCUCACUGAUCAGUUGCAGAGCUUCUAUCAGUUCCUGUAGGUUAUCAGAAUCAAGGUGUCAGGGGAGAAACCAGACUGUCUGGAUUACUGAUCCCAGAUGGCGAUCCUGUACAGAUUAUAAAAAGAAAACGGAAACAGAGGUCGGCAUUAUCUUUUGUUAUUGGCUGUGUCUGUACUUUGACUGCAGUUUAUUUACACAAACAUAUUUACUGACCUGAUUUGAUUUCAUUUCCCACCCAUGAAAUUUGUUUACAGUCAAACUUUAUGACUUUAUGAGUUGUGGAUGAAUGAGGUCACUCUGCUUCAGAAUCACUCUGUUCCUCCCAAUGUCAUAAAGUUCCUGUUAGAAAGAGGAAGUGAAGAGUGGUGCAGGCACGGAUAUUGCUGAUACGCAACAGCCAAUCAGCUGCCAGGGUUUUUUAACUGGCUGCUGGGUCAUGUUACCAAAUGUGAGAUUGUUUUGACCGAUGAUGUGCUGCAGCAUACUCACACUAUUCUCACAGACGGGAUAUAGUGGUUGGUUUUAUUUCACAGCGCUGACUGUAAAAACCACAUAUGGAAGUAAUGCUGUCCAGAGAGCUGAUGAAUGCACACAUCAGGGACCCUUUCAUAGAGCAAUGUUUACUUAUGUUUUUCUUUACUUACAGAUCAUGUGAAGUGACUGUUUUUUUUAGAUAUGUCAACAUAAUUCUGCACCAGACUCCAGCACACUGACCUCUAUGAAUGACUGCCAAUCUGACAAUAUAAGAAUGGACAUCAAGAAACUCCAAGCAGAGGUCACAGUAAUUGGACCUGAGCUCCUUACUAUGCAGAUGCUGCCAUCUGCUGGUCAGAUGUUUAGUCACAUAAAAGAGAGUUAGGGUGUCAAAGCUCAUACAAUCAUGUUUUUAUCCUCACAGAGAUAUUUCUGAAUUUCUGUCCAUUUAUUUCCAGACAAACAGAAUUUUACAUUUAUCACAUCUUUUUUUUUAAACUGCCAGAACCAAAAAUCUGAUCAGCUUCAGUUUGUGUAGAGCUGUUAAAAACUUUCAAACCAUAAAAAAAUAAGUUUUACUUUGUUGUGGCUCUAACACUCUGUCUCACUACAUUAUUGAUAAACCAUCAGAAACAUCAAUAGAGCACUCAACUACUAAACCAGUCAAUUGUGCAGCCCUUGUCCUUGCGUAUAUUCGGACAAGGCAAGUUCUUGCCUGUAUUCUGACAAGGAAAGUGCUAAAAUAACUUUCGUAGAUGUAGCCAUCUUUUUUCCACCUUUGAUUUUGCUUUUUUCCGACUUGGUAACUGAAACGCUGGUAACUGGGGUGUGAUGUCAUUCCCAGCUCCAACAUCUGACUUCCGAGGUAACUCGAACGCAGCAUAAGUCUAAGACUAACCCUAUUAGGUAGUAUAAACCGGGUUCUGCAGGAGUUAUCACAAAUGUAGGACUGUUUAGUUUUGUAAUCUGUGAGAAUCUCAUACAACGGUGCACCCCUACUAAAGGUGUGCUGUCCCUACCAAAGGUUUUUAACUUCACUGACGCAGAUUGAAGGGUGGGGAGCUCUCACCACUGUAUAUACAGUACAGGCCAAAAGUUUGGACACACCUUCUCACUUAAUACAUUUUCUUUAUUCUCAUUACUAUUUUAAUUGUAGAUUGUCAGUGAAGGCCUCAAAUUUAUGAAUGAACACAUGUGGAAUCAUGUGCUUAAGAAAAAAGUGUGAAAUAACUGAAAACAUGUUUUAUGUUUUAGAUUUCUCAAAGUAACCACCCUUUGCUUUUUGAUAGCGCUGCAAACUUUAGCUGUUCUUUCAAUGAGCUUCAUGAGGUAGUCACCUGAAAUGGUUUUGACUUCACAGGUGUGCCUUGUUAGGGUCACUUCGUGACUAAGUACUUCUGUCAUCAAGAGCAAAGGGUGGCUAUUUUAAAGAAAAUAAAAACCGGCCUGACUGAAGUGUGUGUGUGUUUUUUCCCCUCUAACGUGUGUCUCCUCUGUGUUUUCGUUGCAGUAUUGCGGGCAGCCUGGUGUACUCGUACAUCACUCUGACGGAGGAGCAGACCAACAAAGCCAGUGAAAGCACCAAAAUGGACAUAAAGGGGAAGGUGGUGGUAUGACAGAGACACUGGAUCUUAGUUUCUUUACUCUGACGGACGGGGAACUGUUUUUAAGAAAUGUUUAUUUAUGGAGUAUUUUAGCAGGAAGUGAUGGGAGCAGUGCUGAGCUUCGCCGUCACUCUGCCUCUCUUGCUGCUGCCAUGGUUGCGACCCCUCCAGAGGGAUUGUGGGUGAUUAUUUUUUUAGCUGGUGUUUUUUCUUUUUUUUAUACAUUUGUAUUUUGAUACUGUAUAUGAGGGAAAACUUAAUUUAUAUGACAACAUUUCCUUCCCAGCUGUUUAGCUGGAAUCAGUGUGUGUGCAGGAUUAUUAUGUAAAGGUUAUUUUAAAGGCACAAUCUGUGUUUUUAUUGCCUUCUCUGGUGUGCUGUUUACAAGGAAUGUAACUGUAGAUGCCUUUGAGCACAGAGAUGCACUGACACUCAACUGUUUUACAAGCUUCACUCUUAAAAUGAUGUUUCUUCACUUUCAAACGACCAAAGUGGACGUGCCGUGUGCUGUCAGCUGUUCAAAGGAUGUUGCUGCCUCUGUGUGGGAGAUAAUGUCACAUCAGUUUACCUUCUCUUUCUUCAGUGUUACAGGAUGCUUCUCUAUGCAUAACGAACAAAAAGACUUUAUCAUAAAGGGGAUUCAUUCAUGUCUUUUAAUUUUACUUUGACACAAAGUUUCUGGCACUUUGAACUGAGGUGACACCUGCUGACAGGUGAGAUCGAUUCUGUUACAUUCAUGCUUGAGAUUAUUGAACUCUCCUGAGAUUUAGAUUUCAGGUUUUUUAAGUAUUAUUAUAAGAAAAGCAUUUCUAAACUUUUAAUAGUCGGGUACGAGUUUUCCUUUUUUUUUUUUUUUUUUUUUUAUAUUUUUUUAUCAACAUCAUUUUAUAUUUACUACUUUUUUUAGACUAAUCUUCAUUUUUGUAGGUGGAACAGGUUGUGAACUGUUAUGCUCAUCUAAAACAGUAACAUGGAGUUCUUGUAAAAAUGUAUUUUUACAUUAAAAGUAAACCUGUUGUCAUAAA
Messenger RNA from Xyrichtys novacula (pearly razorfish), 17472 nucleotides. The record is from the annotation of a GenBank genome assembly. Lineage: Eukaryota; Metazoa; Chordata; Actinopteri; Labriformes; Labridae.